CCCAACAGGUGGCUGACGUGCAAAUCCCUGCCCCCGGGAGCUCUGGAAAGAAUCGUCGACACUGUAGCGGACCGUGUGCGGGUCCCUUGGUUCGCAGGGGCCGUGAAGGUCAACGUCAGCCUUGUGCCACCCCUGGUUCUGCUGCCCGUCCUCCUCCAGGUUGCCGCUCUGCACUUCCUGCUGGGGCUUGUCAUCCUGACAUCGCUGCCCGUGGUGGUGCUGUGGUAUUACUACCUCACCCACAGGAGGAAGGAGCGGACUCUCUUCUUCCUCAGCCUGGGGCUCUUCUCCUUGGGCUACAUGUACUAUGUGUUUCUCCAGGAGGUGGUUCCUCGAGGCCAUGUGGGGUAUUCCCAAGUGGUCGCUCUCACGUGCGGGUUAAUUCUUAUGCUUGCAGCCCUGUCUCAAGCCAAGAAAGACCCCGGCUACCUUCCCAUCUCAUCAGGCAACGAGAAGUCAUCGCACCAGGGUUUGCCCAACAAGAGUGUUAGAGGAAGCGCCAAUGGGCUCUAUGGUGUCACCACAUCAGGAGUUGCCAGCAGCCGUGCUGUGAAUGGGGAGGCCAAAGGCUAUUCCAGGAUGUCAUCUGAGGAGCCAGAAGGUGUGAAAAAGGACUGGUGCACUAAAUGCCAGCUGGUCAGACCAGCCCGAGCUGGGCACUGCCGGCUUUGUGGCAGGUGUGUAAGGAGACUGGACCAUCACUGUGUCUGGAUUAACAGCUGUGUAGGGGAGCAGAACCACCAAGCAUUCAUCCUUGCACUCUCCUUCUUCAUGCUCACCUCUGUGUAUGGGAUUACAUUGACCCUGCACAGCAUCUGCAGGGGCCGAACUCCGUUUGUGGCAUUGUUCUACUGCCCUGGAGCCUAUUCUGACCACAGCUCUGCUCUGUCGUUCACCUGUGUGUGGUACUGUGCCAUUGUAACAGCUGGCAUGGGAUACAUCCUCCUUAUCCAGCUGCUGAACAUCAGCUACAACGUGACUGAGAGGGAAGCUCGGAUGGCUCUGCGGGACAAUACUGGGCACAGGCUCCUGGGUGGCUUAGUGAUAGAUACUGGCCAGUAUAACAGGGGUUUCCUAUGCAACUGGGGCCAUUUCUUGAGCCUGGGGUCUUCUCCUCCACAGCGCUCUGCUGAAGACAUUGUGUGACAUCCCUCUUUCUCCAGAUGAUGUUGACUGACUUUCUUUAGCAGGGGAAUGGCCCCUUCUACUAGGACUCUCCCUCCUCCCACACCCUUCACAGUUAGUGUAUGGGCUGCCUAUCCCGUCACUGACAUCAUUGGAGGCUUUCCCAGGCCAAAUGGUUCUUCGCAUGCUGUCAGCCAGCAAUAGGAUGCAGAAAGCAGUAAGCCAUAUGCACAAACCUGGAGAGAAGGAGCCUGCUACCUUUUUCCGCUGUGGGAAACUUUGUGCAGCUC
Messenger RNA from Pterocles gutturalis (yellow-throated sandgrouse), 1415 nucleotides. RefSeq names its product zinc finger, DHHC-type containing 23 (gene ZDHHC23). Gene Ontology annotation, molecular function: protein-cysteine S-palmitoyltransferase activity. Gene Ontology annotation, biological process: peptidyl-L-cysteine S-palmitoylation; protein targeting to membrane. Gene Ontology annotation, cellular component: Golgi apparatus; endoplasmic reticulum. The annotation marks the transcript as partial. The transcript has 3 exons. Lineage: Eukaryota; Metazoa; Chordata; Aves; Pterocliformes; Pteroclidae. The record is from RefSeq and is a predicted model, not a curated record.